Molecule: messenger RNA, 1148 nt
Organism: Protomyces lactucae-debilis
Lineage: Eukaryota; Fungi; Ascomycota; Taphrinomycetes; Taphrinales; Protomycetaceae
Exons: 2
Coding region: 172-654 (160 amino acids)
Source: RefSeq, a predicted model, not a curated record
CGUGACUAUUCCAUGCCUGAUCUCUGCCCGCGCUGUCCCUGUGACGUCCCCAGCUCCUCUUUCCCGACGUCAUCCUCGAGCUCCAACCGCCAAGGCAGCAAGCAUAUAAAGCACCACCUCACCCACCACCUCUGCCUACCUUCUCAUCUCUACCAUCACUGAAUCAGAAACAUGGCAGCAGUCAACAAGAACGAUAAUCACAUCAAUGCUUCCCCGGCAAACACAUCUCGCGGUAAUGCUGCACUUGAAGGCGGUCGUCAUGAAACAGGCGGUCUGACAAGUGGCAAGUCAGCGGGCAAGUCCUCCCAUAUGGACGGUGAUGUCCCGGCACCAGGCAACGCUGGUCUCGGUGGUGGUGGUGCAACCUCCAUGUCCGGUGCUGAUACAACACACCCUGGCUCGGGCGCAACACCCGCCGCUGCCGCUUCUGCAGGUCAUGCGAAACCCAAUGCUGAGGAUCCACGGGAUAACCCAUCUGCCAAGGAAGGCAAAGGGAUGAGCAUUGAGGAGGCGAAUGCGUCGGGUGACGGUACUUUUGGCGAUGGCAAAUUCGAUGCCGCUGCACCGGGUGCUGCUGCAAAAGCACAGCAGUUGGAGGCAGGUGCACGUAGGGAGGCCGGUGAGGAGGGGAAGAUCAAUGUUCACGUCAAUUAGUCAAUAAGUGUCGUUUUGUACUCUUCAUGACGACUGUGCUUCGAUGUUGACGCGUUCAAUCCAGCGUGCUACCAGAGCAUCGUUCUCUGCACGUAACGCCGUGACUUGUGCUUCUGCUUGUGUCAAUUCUAGCUAGAGGGACGUCAAUUUUGAGAUAUGACACGACUAGAGGUCAUCGUACCUGGCUAGUAAAGAGCUCAUCCUGCAGCGUCUGAAUCGAGGUAUUCUUGUCCUGUGCAGUCUGCUUGUACUCUUCCGUCUUGCGCGUCUCUGCCUUGAGCAAGCUACUCAGUCGAGUAGUCCUAACACGAGUAUCAGCUUUCUUGUCUUACAUGAGCCAUAGAGUGAAGCAUACGCUUGCUGAAGCUUACGACUGACUUCACGCUGUUCUUCAAGUUGGCGUUUGAGUAGAGCUACUUGUGAGAGUUCAGCGACGGUGUCAUUUGCUGUGCGUGACUGAGCAUCACGUCUCUGAAGCUGUAGCAGGUACCUGU